UUGGUUUUGCUUGGAUUGGCUUGGCUUGGCUUCUCUUGCACAUAUGUUUGUCCAUCCAAUUGCCACUUGGAUUUUGUUAUUUGUUUUUUGUUUGUUUUUUUUGGGUUUGUAGUUGGUGGGGAAACAAUUGAAUAGCACAGAGCCACCCACCAAAAAAAAAGAGUGUGUUUACAUAUGGUGAGCGGGGGCCAAAGCGACCCUUACCUUUCACUUUUUUCGCCAAAUGGAUAUUCUAAUGACCUCACUUCUCCCAACUCUUGGUCUUGAAGACUGAGUGAAUUAUAUUUGAUCAGCCAAGAGCAAAUUUCAUAAUGUGGUGCAAAAAGCCAGUGGGCAGUGGCGAUGAUCAUCGGCACUCCAUCUUGGCGAAUCGAUACGCGGAAGUUAUAUAACCAAUGAUACCAAUAACCUCCCGACGCGUCGACGCUUUUCCAGCUUGGCCACGACCACGACUGCUGGUGGUCACAACACGUUUAACAAGUUUUUCUCUUUCGGUUUUUGAGUUUUCAGGAAAUUUUGCAAUUUUCCCCUAGCUGCUACUUUUUUUUUCCUCGCAGACACAGCCUGCAUGGAAACAAAUCAAAAAUCGAUUCAUAAACAAGUGGAAAUUACGUCAAUCCAAGAUUAUCCAAGUAGCUCAUUGUAAUCUUCCAAAUCCCAUACCAAAUCCUUGAAGCUCUUAUCACGAUGAACCAGCUUCCUUUUUAGCCAGCACACCCAUGAGCCAAGUGGCCCAGAAUCUGAGAUUGCGACAAUGACCGCGGAGGAGCACAAGGAAUUAGUAAACUGUGCGCACAACUGCGUCCCGCGGGAAAACCAGCAAAAUACCUAAGACAAUGCUGGCCAGAGAUUAGCCGAGCAUUGCACCAGAGAUUCCGAACAGCAGGUCCACAAUUAGAGACCAGAGACUCCGCGAGUCCCAGUGUAAAGUGGUCAAGUGGAGAGCAGUGGGGUGAAAGAAGAGCAGGAUCCACUGGCAAAUAUGCCAUACCCAAGGAUUGCCUUAGUGGCUCUUCUAUUGCUCAUCUCCAGUUGCCCCGGCAGGUCCUCGAAUGAGACACAAAAACAGGAGGCAGAGGCCCUCACAGGACAUCGGUUUUCGAGCAACAUCACCAUCCUGCAUGAAGUUGAGGACUCUGAAACCGAAACACCAUUAGUUUUGAACACACACGAGAUUCUGCCUCUCAAGCCGCUGAAGAAGAAGGCCUAUCUGCCGCUGGAGAAGAUCCUGCCGAGCAUUGAGUAUGUGAAGCCACCGCAUCCGCUCAAGGACUAUGAACUACAUCCGGUGACCUUCGACUUCAACUUGGGCGAUCUGGAGGAUUUGGAGCACGAGGUGAUCAAGAAGGGUGACCUCAGCAGCCAGGAGCAGCAUGUCCUGGCCUCGGGCACCAGCUACAGUCCCUCCAAUCCCGACGAGAACGACACCGUGGACGUGGAGCUAUCCACCGAGCCCACAACGGCCACCUUGCCGGGAACAACCACAACCACGACGACUGGAACUCCGGUGACAACCACCACCUCCAGCACCCACAUUCUGAAAAUCCUGCGCAGUAAGCCCCAAAUGGCGCCCAAGCUGGGACGCGAUCUGCUCAAGCAGAGUGGCGAUGAUGAACUGCAGGUGAAGACCCUGGGCAGCACCAUCAACAGCAUAAAUCGCUAUCUGGUGGCCAAUGCCAAUGGAACGGGCAACGGCAGCAUGGCCGAGAGUCUCUAUGGCCAGGCCAACUACUUCCAGCUGGUGGCCAAUCUCUAUGACCACUUCUAUUGGCAGAUAUCCGAGAUUCGGACGAGCGUUCGCACAGGUUGUGGCCUAGAGAUGCAGGCCUAUCUAACUGCCCUGCAUUCCAGUUAUGAGUGGGCGCAGAAGGCUUAUGACUCCUCUGGACGCUAUCGUGGCCAGCUGCUCUUUGGCAACGACAAGUGGCUGGGUCAGCUAUCUUUUUGCUACGAGGUCAAUCGCCAGAGUUCCAGUGAGGAACGGAAACACUUCGAUAUGGAGUUCUAUGUGGCGGAUGUGGCACUUCACUUGCCCCGGCUGAAUCGAUCGAUGCUCUUAAGCCUGGGAGAGUGCCUGCCCAAAUCCUGCUCUGCCCACGAUGUCCAGUCCAUCUUGUCUCUGGAUCCAUAUGCUCGAAUGCUCACCGUUCUGGGGGCACACAAUACCUCGGUGCAGCAACCUCCGCUCCAGGUUCUGCACGUCCGCACUGUGCCCGGUCUCUACAGUCACUGGCGACAGCUGAAGUUCCAGGUCUUCAUAAGCUUUAUGCUCACACUAUUCCUGGUGAUCCUGGUGGCCUCCUAUUACCAACUGAAGAUCGACGAACGUCGCUUGGUGGUGGCCCCGAUUGCGGCUAUUAGUGGCAAAUGCGAUGGAACCUCGGCGAAGAAUGGUGGCUUUUAUGCCAAGCCCUUCGAGCUCUUUCAAAUGCGUCCCUUGGGCAGCGCAAAUCCCACAACUGAUGGUCCCGACAUGGAUGUCAAUGGGAAUAGACAAAGAUCGGGGGACUCAACCGAUAUGGCGGAUGGUGUAAACGGGGUAGUUGGUGACCCCAACACCUCCACAGCGAUGGGCUCGAUGGCGGGCAAAUCGGAAAUGACCGAUUACCAGGUGGAAACUGGAAGCUGUGCCGGAGCCACGGGAACCUAUGAGGCAGAGCAACCCAUUGCCCUGCACCAGCAAAUACUCUUAUGCUUUGCCUUGCAAACCAAUGCCAAGGCCAUCUUAAAUAUUGACAAGACCAAGGAGGUAAGUUUAGAGACUCACACUUCCUGUCUGCAUGGUCUGAGGGUCUUCUCUGUUCUGUGGACCAUGAUGGUACACACCUAUCUGCAGAUGUUUGCCAUUGGCGAAAAUAAAUUUGAAAGGGUCAUCACGGAGCGUUCCUUUUGGUAUCAGGUGAUUGGCAAUGCCACCUUCUCGGUGGACUCGUUCUUCUUCAUCAGCGGCCUGCUGGUCACCCUGCUCUACCUCAAGCAGGAUCGCAAACAUCCUGCCGAGACCUGUCUCUUCAUCAAGCGCAGUUGUUCGGAAACCCUGAUGAUGCUGCUCUAUCGCUAUCUGCGACUCACUCCAGUAUAUCUCUUUGUGGUCAUCUUCAAUGACUUUGCCGUAAGACAAGGUUUGGAAACCUCGGUCUUUCAACCGGCCAAAAUCGAGCACAACACUUGCCGCGUCUAUUGGUGGCGCAAUAUUCUGUACAUAAACAACUAUUUUCCGCAGACGGAGAUGUGCAUGAUGUGGAGUUGGUAUAUGGCCAAUGAAAUGCAGUUCUAUGUGAUGGCUGCCCUGCUCUUGGCCUUGGCCAGAAAGUACUUUAAGGCCGUGGCUGUCACGUUAAUCGUAUUUCUACUUAGCUCUUGGAGCAUCUCUGGUAUUAUCUCCCUCCAGCACCAGUACACCCAUAAAGUGGCCCUGCCCUUCGAGUCCUUUGACUUCUUGUAUGACAAACCCUGGCAGCGAGUGGGCUCUUAUAUUGUGGGAAUGUGUGCUGGCUACGUUUUGUACAAGGUAAAGACUCCGCCGCUAGUCUCCAGGCGAUUAAACCUAUCCCUUUGGGCGGGCAGCCUGUUUGUGCUCCUCAUAGUGGUCUUUGGCGUUUGGGAGGGCCAACUGAGCACCGUCAGCAGCGCGUUCUACGUGGGCGUAGCCCACACCGCCUUCGGAUGCGGACUGGUGUGGAUCGUAUUGUCCUGCUGUUGGGGCCUGGCGCCCACCGUAAAUGCGAUCCUGUCGUAUCGCGUUAUGUGGCCCCUGUCGCGACUCACGUACUGCGCCUAUCUGAUCCAUCCCAUCAUCAUGUUCAUCUGCUCCUCGCACAUGAGCGGCACCGUCCACCUGAGCAAUCCCCUCAUCCUGACCCUGUUCCUGGGCAACGCCGUCGUGUCCUUCGGCUCAGCCUUUGUCAUAUCCGCCUUCUUCGAGGCGCCCGUCAUCCGAAUACUCAAGAUCUGCUUCAAAAAGUAAUCGAUCGGUACAUCCGUUGGGGAACUUUUGUUGAUUAUCUAGUUGGGUAGCCGAUUUCGUUAAUUGUUGGUCGAGCUACCCAUACAAACUUGGAGUCUGGUUGAUUCUUCUCCAUUAUGAUUUUUUUUUUGUCCCCGUGUCUGCAACGAAAUAAGGCACAUAACGAUGUCAGCUAAUGUUUAUACAUAUCUCUAGGCCUAAGUAUGUUAUAUAUUUGUAUAUAUUAAGAGGGUUUCGUCAGUGCGAGUGGAGUGUUUGAAAUAAAAUAUACUUAAACCAAA
This is a messenger RNA of Drosophila suzukii, 4248 nucleotides long. Lineage: Eukaryota; Metazoa; Arthropoda; Insecta; Diptera; Drosophilidae. The record is from RefSeq and is a predicted model, not a curated record.